AUGCUAAAAAACAAGAAGCGCCGUGACAUGAGUCGAACUCAGGAUGCCCUUCUAAGACAACCCGAGACACUGCCAGUCGCUCUCAUAGUGUCUGAACGGAUCAAGCGCGCCAACUGUCCACGAAAGCGACGCGCUCGAAGCUCACGACGAAUGAGGAGUGACGUGUGCUUCCCAUCUCGCACCAGCACGAAGGUGUUCUGCUGCAUCGACCAGGGUCCACCGAAGAUGCACUCCUACUCGUUGGCGUCCAUUCGUCACGACGAGGUUGACAGCUUGGAAGACCCGACCUCCUACGAUGGUGCUUUAGAUGUAGACAGCUCUCAUCAGCCUGAGGCGGCUCUUCACGAGAUCAUGGAAAAAGAGAAGGUCUAUAGGCAUGAUCGAAGAUCGAGCCGACCACGCGUGGCAUUGAAUGCAACGGGAGCACUUCAGUGCCUACAGGUCCAUUCAGCCACUCAAACAUCUCCAGAGGCGUCAUCAAUCGCAAUCCAAUCUUUAAUACACGACACUGAGUUGCAAAUCGCGGCUGACGACAUCCCCUUCAAUCAGUUGUACACACGCCCCGAAAGCCCUCCCUUUGAUGAUUCCUUCGCCGCCACUCGGUUUCAUCUUGGUCACCUGUCCCAUCACCACCACACCAGGACAGAGAUCUCGGUGCAAUAUGAAACAUCGCCAUCGACCAAACCCGCCAAAUUCACUCCCCAUGCUUGCCCUUCGCCGGCCUUCAGCACCACUGCCAAUCGCGGCACACACGAUUCCGAUGUCAAUUCUCUCCUCCUUCAUUUGCGAUUCAAUCUACGCUCGCCGAAUCUUUUGACCAUCGCCAUCGACCCAGCAAUGAACUCACAAGUGGCCGAUGGGAUGCAGCAGGCUCUGCUCAUGCGCUCCGCAACUCUUGUCAGCCCAAAUGCAACCAUCUUAUCGACAAGGCCAAGCUUGUACAAGACCACUCUUCUAAACGGCGGCCCAUCCAUGAUUCUCGCAGCACUUGUCGAGGCGCCGCAUCAUCCCGCCAAUCGUCUUUGA
Messenger RNA from Fusarium fujikuroi IMI 58289, 1026 nucleotides. RefSeq lists its product as uncharacterized. The coding region runs from base 1 to 1026 and encodes 341 amino acids. The record is from RefSeq and is a predicted model, not a curated record. The transcript is spliced from 4 exons. Lineage: Eukaryota; Fungi; Ascomycota; Sordariomycetes; Hypocreales; Nectriaceae.